UUUAUAUUAAUAAUAAAACAGUGAAAAUGGUGCAUAAAUUGCAAUUGGAACCAGUGACAGCGUCUGGCAGCAAAUUUAGAUCGGUGAUAUCGCAACUGGUAGCAUGUAUGGCACCGAACCUUCUCCUGCUGGACCUGGGAAUGGCCAUCAGCUUCUCCACCAUAGCGGUGCCGGGACUCCUCAACGCCCCAGAAGGGCUCUCACUAAAUGAACAGCAGGCUUCCUGGUUUGGAAGUUUAUCGUACCUCACGCAGCCGUUCGGCGCUCUCCUUUCCGGGCCCAUAGUGGACUACUUCGGCAGAAAGAAAGCCACAUUCAUGGUGAACAUACCGCGGUUGGUGGCGUGGAUCACCAUGUACUACUCUUGGAACCUGCCCAUGCUGUUCAUCGCCAAUGGCCUCAUGGGCAUGAGCACAGGACUCAUGGAGGCGCCAAUCAACUCUUACGUUGGAGAGAUCACAGAGCCUUCAAUACGCGGUGCACUGUGCACUGUGACGCAGUUCUUCACCGCUAUAGGUGUGAUGCUGAUGUAUUUCAUGGGUACCGUCGUGGACUGGAGGACAGCAGCUCUGAUCAGCAUCGCUACUCCUAUCGUAUCAAUGCUUUUCAUACUUUUUGUGCCCGAAACACCAGUAUGGCUUCUAUCGCGAGGCCGGGAGAAAGACGCCCUCAAGUCCCUCUGCUACCUCCGCGGCUGGACCACCUCCGAUAACGUCCGGGAAGAAUUCGACCAACUCUCAGUCUAUUCCAAGAAGCUGCAACGCUGCGUUAUCUGCUGCAAGACCGAGGAAGACGAAACUAAAGACUGCGAACAUAACAAAAUGAACUGUGUGAGAAGAUUCCUUCUGAAGUUCAGAUACGUGAUAAUAACCAAGGAGACACUAAGACCGUUAACGCUAAUGGUAUUAUACUUCCUGUUUCAUUCGAUGAGCGGUCUGUCGCCGAUCAGGCCGAAUAUGGUCAACGUUUGUGGGGCCUUUGGCAUGGCCGAUGAUGGGAAGCAUAUAGUGUUCAUGAUCGGUAUACUGACGUUCAUCACGAGUGGCUUAACCAUAAUCCUGAUCAAACUCCUUGGGAAACGGAAGGUGGCUAUAUCUGCCAUGUUCGGUUCGGCAUUAGCCUGUAUGGGGCUGAGUAUUUACGCUAAACAAUUCCUAGAGUCGACGGUCUUCUCAUAUGACACUACAACCUUCCCUCAAGAACGAAGCUAUGUGCCGUUGGUCUUUUUCUACUGCCUAGCUAUUUUCAAUGGAUUGGGUAUACCUUGGGUGCUGCUUGGCGAAGUAUUCCCAUUCAGGAGUCGCGCCGCAGCGCAAGGGUUCGCCGCAGCCGCCAACUACGUCAUCAUGUUCUUCGGCUCCAAAACCUUCCUCAACUUCGAAACGCACUUCGAACUCGCCGGCGCUUUCGCCCUCUACGCCGCCUUGGCGUACGCUGGCACCGCCUACCUCUACUUCUUCCUACCAGAGACUGAAGGGAAGACCUUGCAAGAGAUCGAGGGAUACUACAGCGGGAAAUUUAGACACUUCGCAGACGACCCGGUCAUAAAUCUCUUUAAACGAUUCAAAAAGAAAUAGAGUG
Chilo suppressalis (striped riceborer) is the source of this 1581-nucleotide messenger RNA. NCBI's taxonomy places the organism in Eukaryota, Metazoa, Arthropoda, Insecta, Lepidoptera, Crambidae. The record is from the annotation of a GenBank genome assembly.